UUUCAGCGUUGGUUAAAAAAAUAAUAACAAAACUAUGUGAAACAUGAGAAGAACAGCCAUGUGGAGAAUUCAAACAUGGACGUAUAUACACUAAUUCAAAACUGAUGCGAUCUCGAAAAAAAAAUCCGUUCAGGUAAUGAAAAUAUUUAGCAUAUUGGUCCAGCAACCGAAGCGUUCACAGUUUUACCAAGCGAUUAACAAUUAGAGCAUCAUUUGCGGUUUCAUUAUACAUUCCUUCGUUGUUUUUGGUUUUGGCAAUCAUCCUUUUAAAGGUGUUUGGCUACGAUAGGAGCUCUUGCUUGUUGAAGUGCGCCCGUGCAACAUUUUUAUUGUCGGUAAAUUUGUUUUAUUAACGCACCGUGAAAGAAUACAAUAUGAAUUCCAGCCAAAGCUCUGUACAAGAGGAAAAUGCAAGCAGCGCUAUGCAAGCACCUCGCCGCCGAAAAACUACCAGCAACGAAGAUAGAGAGCGCGUGGUAACGGCGUAUGAAAACGGAGCCACUGCAGCUACGAUUAGCGAAAUGUUUAAUUUGAAAAAACCGACUGUCCAUGGUAUCAUCAAAAAAUACCAAACCCAAUGGCAAAUCGAGGCAAAGAAGCGUGGUGGCAACAGAUCUAAACUAUUGUCGCAGCAAGCCGUAAUUGAUGUUCGGAACUGGAUCGACGAGGACUGCACGGUGACGCUUAAAGCACUCGCAGAGAAAGUGUUCGAACAACACGGUGUUCGAGUUUCGUCCACAACCAUAGCGAGGGAAAUAAAAGGAUUCAACUACUCUCUGAAGAUGGUCAAACUGUUACCGGAGCGACGCAACACACCAACGACUGUCGAAGAAAGGAAACAUUACGCUACACAAUUUUAUGAAAUUGCGCGCGGAAUUCCGGAUAAUGGAUUAAUCUAUUUAGACGAAGUAGGAUUUAACGUCAGUAUGCGUACGCUAAAAGGACGAUCGCAGAGAGGAACACCGGCCACCAUCACCGUUCCACAGUUAAGGACUAGGAACAUCUCCAUCAUUUGUGCUAUGCAUCGGUACGGCGUGCUGCUUUACACCACACACACUCGAUCCGUAAACCGUGAACGGUUUAUACAGUUUAUUGAAGAACUAAAGCAAACCCUGCGAUCGAAGAAUAUUAACAGCAGCUACUUCAUAAUGGAUAAUGUAGCUUUCCACAAAACACCCGCAGUAAGAGUUGCAAUCGGAAAUGAUAGCGACAAACCUUUAUAUCUACCACCCUACUCACCAUUCCUUAAUCCUAUUGAAAAUCUUUUCAGCCAGUGGAAGAAUUUUGUGAGGCGAAGCAAUCCUUCAAAUGAGGAUCAAUUGAUGGAAGCGAUUCGGAAUGGAUCCAGGCUAAUAACCGCACAGGAUUGCGAUGGCUACAUUUCGAAUAUGUGGCAAUACAUGUCCCGUUGUUUGAGGGGCGAAGAAAUUUUAGAUUAAGUUAUGUAUAAAUAUAUAUAAGAUUAGAAAGUAAGAUUUUAGUUUUAAUGUGUAACAUAUUGUACUGACGAUUCUUAAAAAGAUGAAAUGUAAAUAAUGCUGCUGGACGAAUUAAAAUAACAUUUCCGUUGCUUUCAAUCACUA
Molecule: messenger RNA, 1583 nt
Organism: Anopheles stephensi (Asian malaria mosquito)
Lineage: Eukaryota; Metazoa; Arthropoda; Insecta; Diptera; Culicidae
Exons: 3
Coding region: 375-1439 (354 amino acids)
Molecular function (GO): nucleic acid binding
Source: RefSeq, a predicted model, not a curated record